Molecule: messenger RNA, 471 nt
Organism: Cavia porcellus (domestic guinea pig)
Lineage: Eukaryota; Metazoa; Chordata; Mammalia; Rodentia; Caviidae
Product: keratin-associated protein 20-2-like
Exons: 1
Coding region: 35-196 (53 amino acids)
Source: RefSeq, a predicted model, not a curated record
CAGAUCCUGAACAGAACAGUCCACUCCUGACAUCAUGUGCUACUACGGCAACUACUAUGGUGGCCUGGGCUGUGGCUAUGGCUGUGGCUUAGGCUGUGGCUAUGGCUAUGGUGGCUAUGGUAGCUAUGGCUGCUAUGGUUACGGCUGUUGCCGCCCCCUGUGCUGUAGAAGAUACUGGUCCUAUGGCUUCUACUGAGGAAUUCUCACAGCUUCUUAGCCUAUUGGCUACCAACUUCUGUUGUCCUGGGAUUAUCUCCAGUGUUCUGCAGAUGGAGCAUUUUUAAAUAGCUUCAGUCUCCUACUACACACUACACUAGUUUAGAAAAUGAACUUUAAAAAACCAGUAUCAGUUAGAUUAUGUGGCAGAUAGUAGAAAAGUUUCUGUACUAUGUUCAUAAUGCUGGGUAGAAUGCAAUCAAAUUUAACUGUCAAGUUUUGCGUACAGAUAUGUAUUAUUGAAUAAACUUUCAU